Molecule: messenger RNA, 7302 nt
Organism: Anoplopoma fimbria (sablefish)
Lineage: Eukaryota; Metazoa; Chordata; Actinopteri; Perciformes; Anoplopomatidae
Product: NHS-like protein 1
Biological process (GO): cell differentiation
Source: RefSeq, a predicted model, not a curated record
GUUUUGUUUCCACUUCCCCCCUUACUUUUCCUCGUGUUUUCCUCUCCUUUCUCUCUGCAGCCUGCUCUCUCUUGUCUGGUUGGGUUUGAAUAGACUUUGGGAGGCAACGUCUCUCUCUCUGCAGUGUACAGCAGCACACAGUCUCAUGCUUUGAAAAACAAAAAAAUAUGGCGGGAUUGAAGGAGUAUACUGCCCCGCAAAUAGUUGCAACCACAGGACGGUGAUGCGUUUUGGAUUAGUUUUUAAAAAAAACAACCUAUAAGGUUUUUUUUUUUGCGUGAACACUUUUUGGGUCCAUACAUUGGAGGCAGUGGAGUGAUUUAAACAUGCCCUUCCAGCAGAGGACCAUUGAGCCGCGGCAUGUUAGUAGGAUAUCUCCGAGGGAUGGCUGGAUACCGAGGGAGGAAACCGGGACACGCAAACUGAGGAAACCCGUCCUGUUCUCCUCGCUGGACGAGGUCGGCUGUCACACUUUGACCAACAUAAUACACCAACUUUCCGACCUUUCUCGACAUGCCAGCGACAUCUUUCUGGGCAUCGAGAUGGAGGCGGGGAUGGUGUUCAGGAGAUCCUGCAGGAUCCAGGGUCGGCUGCAAAAGCUGCAAGUUGAAGUCCGCAAAUUGGAUCCCAAGAAAACCAAAAUCCCGGUGUCUAACCUGGAUGAGGAGAGCAAGUGGACGGUUCAUUACACCGCUCCGUGGCACCAGCAGGAGAACGUCUUCCUACCAGGCAGCAGGCCGCCCUGCGUAGAAGACCUCCACCGUCAGGCCAAAGUCAACCUCAAGACGGCCCUGCGAGAAUGUGACAAGUUGAGGAAAGAUGGUUUCCGGAGCUCUCAGUACUACUCUCAGGGUCCCACCUUCUCUGACCCCUUACAGUCCACCAGCAGCCUGCAGGAUGAGGAGGAUGAUGACAAUGAUAAGAAGUCCACGGCUUCAUCAGCCGAGGACAACAAAUCCCAGCUCUCCAUGAGGCCCCAGACCCCUCAGGGUGGGGGUGAAGGAGAGGAGGGGUAUGAGGUUGACGGACGGGUCGUAUGGAACAAGGGCGCACCCCUCCCCACCCCAGAGGAGAAAAUGAGGCUGGCGGCCCGGGCCGUGCCAACAGACAUAGUUCCCAUCAACGUCACAGGGGCAGUGUUUGACCGACAGGCGAGCAUCCGGCGCUCCCUCAUUAACACUGACACCGUGUCCCGCCGGCCCAAGAAGGUCAAACGCAGAAAGACUAUAUCAGGGCUGCCUGACAACUUCAACCAUGAGCUAGCAGCAAAGGGACACGGCGGAGAGCUCAGACCACAUUCCAUGUUCAUCCCGGGACAGUACUCCACCUUGGGCAGAGUUGGGAGCGUCAACUCAACGCUCCGACGCUCAGAGACCAGAGACUCCGGCUGCCAGACAGAGGAAGUAAAGGUUGUACCCCCGUCCAUGAGACGAAUCCGGGCUCAAAGAGGACAGGGAAUCGCUGCUCAGAUGGCCGGCAUUUCUGCUUCCUCCUCAACAGGAAGCAUAUCCAUCUCGAGUAGUGACAGCUCCGGGAUCUUGAUGCUGCCUCAGUUCAAUAGAGAUCCCUCCCGUUUUCACAGUCUGCCCAGACAGGGAGCCAGGGUGUCCCUCAGUGCUGACCCCAUUUAUAGCAGCACCCCCAUCAAGUCAGAGGAGAAAACUACACCUUCGAGGCAGAUUGGCAAGCUUCAAGUUGAUGAUACAGUGGUGCACAUGAGAAAUGCCCCAAGGACAUGCACCCUGCCCCGGCCCAAGUCUCAGGAGGUGAGGGGGACACAGGCCAGUGAUUGGGGUGGUGGUCCGGCAUGUGUGGUCUCCCCACACGCUGCCUACUCCACCUCACUCAUCCCAAAUGCCACGAUGUCUAGCUCCUCUGAGGUCAUCACCCUCCACACCUCCAGUCAGCUCCAAUACUCGCCAGCCUCCGCUUACCCGACAGCUCGACCGCUCAGUCUCGCCUCCUCCACCAACACCGACCCCAUGAUCUCCAGUCCAACAGCCUUUACCCACAGCUACACCUGCCCGGCUUUGACCACUUCUACCCCCACUCAUACACCAAAGGAUGGUGGUCGGGAAGUCGCAAAAGCUGCUAGUGAGUCAGGGCACUCCGACAGCAGUAUACACAGCCACAGCACCUUGGCUCCCACACCUCCAUCCCGUCUGCCAGAAGAGCAGUGGAUCUACGACACGCCGGAAAACGUGGUGGUUCCACAGCGCACUCUGACCUCCAGCUGCUCCACUCCUAUAAACCAGUUGUACAGCAGCCUGGAUCUCUCCUCCAGGACCACUACUGACUCCAGCUCCCUCUAUUCCCAAGACAAUGAUGGAUACUACACCUCCAUGCACAUGGACUCAGGCCUGCGCUCUCGCAGCCAUGGCAGUGGGCAUGGAGCAGCACCUGGACGGGCCACCAGGCACAGCAUGUACGAGUGCCGUGAGAUGGCCAAUCAGGAAGACUCUGGGAGCUUGUACAGUGAUCGCUCGCUGUCCCGCAGCAUCUCCCUGCGCAAGGCCAAGAAGCCUCCUCUCCCACCAGCCCGUACAGAUUCUCUUAGACGCAAGACUUCAGCGAAAAAGCCUCUUGGAGGCGUUAGUGCCAUCGGCGGUGCUAAGGAGCCAAACGGAGCCAUGCUCAAUGAGACUCUUAUUGCCAGCCUGCAGCAGAGCCUACAGAUGGGGCUAAUAGGAGGGAAAGGAAAAGGGGCUUCACCUUCUUCCCCCUCUCACAGCCCGAGCAGUGACUACGAUGACCCUUGGGUGCUACGGCCACGCAGUCACAGUAGCAUCAGUGCAGGUAGCUCUGCGGCGUCACUAGCAGCUAACGCCAACUGUGGCGGUGGGUCUAACGUAUACUCUCUAUGCCAUGUGACGCCUGCUCAAAGUGACACCAGCAGCUUGCGCUCAGACUACGCUGAUUCCUGGGGCUACUACAUGGACUACCCUCGUAACCAUGGGGACCAGAGGGCACAGACCCCUCCGGCCCAUGCCACAGAUAACAUGUCAGCUGGGGCUCACCCAGGAGAAUUACAGAAUGGAGGUGAGAUUCUCAACAACAGCCAGGCCCCUGGAGCUCGAUGCCAGGAAGGAGGAGUUGCAGUGAAGCCCAAAAUGGCCACCUCCUCACCGGACAGGGUGCACCGGCUGACCUCCCCAUCUAGCGGUUACUCCAGCCAGUCCAACACCCCCACAGCUGGAACCCCAGUGCCCUCAUACGUCAGGUCCAUGUCUCCUUCGGGCAGCCGGCCAAAGCCCAGAGUCCCCGAGAGAAAGUCAUCCCUCCUCUCCUCCGUAUCCAUGUCCUCCUCUUCCACCUCCCUUUCCUCCAACACCUCGGACUCACUUAAAAGCUCCGGUCCUCCUCCUCCACCACCUCCCCCUUCCCUCUCCUCCUCCUCAGCUCCCACCACCCCUCUCAGCCCACCUCCACCCUUCCCUCCCCCUGUGCCGCCAUGUUCCAGUGCCGGCACUCCACCACCAGCUCCCCUGUUACCGACCACCCCUCAGGGUCAGCUUCUGAGCCCACCCCCUGCUUGCUCCACAUCCCCAGUUCCCCCUCCUCCAUCCCCUGAAAUGCUAAUCCACCCCAGUUCAUCCUUUAAUGGGAGCUUCAGUCCUCCCCCUCCACCUCCCCCUCCCGUCCCCUCCAUGGGUCCCCCUCCACCCCCUCCACUGCCUGCUUUUGUCCCACCUUCCUCCUCCCCAUUUUUUGUUAAGGCAGUGAAAGAUGCUCCAAAACCGGCUCUUUCCAACGGCCCUACGACGUCACCUAAGCCCCUGAUCACAGCGUUUGCGCUGCAGAGUGUGCAGCUCCGCUCUGUUAAACAGCCAGAGAAGGAGAUGAACGGCAAAUCAGACCACACCAAAGCUCAGGUUCUAAAGCCUGAGACCCUGGAGAAGUCUCACUCCCUGGAGCAACACACUUUGAUGAACCUGUCAAACUGCACCCAAGAAGAAGAUCCACGCAACUCCUCGCCAUCACCCGUGUCAAAGCUCUUAGAAGAGUUCUCUUUGGACUGCAGUAUCACAGAUGACACACCAGAUAGUGCUGUCAUCAAUGGAAAAGCGGAGGAUCAGAGUGACUUCAUCUUAAACAGAAAAGAAACAGAUGAAAGACAGGGAUCAUUGCCCAGCCCUCCACAGAGCUCCAGAAGCUCUCCCGUCAAACAGAAACCCCCAGUGAUCUCCAAGAAACCCCAAAUGUCUUUCUUCCCACAAUUUAGCCCCAAACUAAUUAAUGAGCAGUUUUCAUCUCAGCAUGAGGAAACAACCAACCUGCCACAAAUAGAAGACCAAGUAGAUGCACCGCAAAGACAAAUACAGAAGGAAAAUACGGACAGUAAAAGUGAGCAAAAGGAGGAAGAGGAAACUUCAGAGUACUCUGACCUUCUAUCAGAAAGCAGUGAAACCUCAACAGUAACCCAGAACGAGUCCAACGUUUCUGAUUCUGCCAGCCAGUCAAGUCUUGACAAUGGACUUUACACCAAUGGAGAGGCUCAAGAAGAGGAAGAAGAGGAGGAGGAGGAGGAGGGAGAUGGAACCAGUAGCACGACUGGAUCCGUCAGCUCCAAGGAGGACGACACUGGUGAGGUGUUCUACUCCAGCACGGCCGAAUCGUCUCCGGCCCGGUCAGCCAACGGGGCCUCCGAGGAGAACAUGGUGACCCCGACUCCCACGCGGCCCCGAACCACUGAGGACCUUUUUGCCGCCAUUCACAGGUCGAAACGCAAGGUCCUGGGUCGCAAGGAAUCUGAGGAGGACCAGUCCCGGUCUGGGAGCCAGCCUCAGUCUCCACCCGUCACUCCGACAGGCGGGUCCCCGGCGACAGUGUCCCCCUUGUCCCGCCAGACAGGCUCCAUCCAGCGAAACCUUCGCAAGUCCGCCACCAGCCAAGACACCUUCAAGGCCCUCCUCCUGAAGAAGGGCAGCCGCUCGGAGACCAGCUUCAGGAUGUCGGCCGCCGAGAUGCUCCGCUCCACGGACCCUCGCUCCCAGAGACCAUACUCAGAGUCAGCGUUGGACUCCCCUGCUGCUUCACCCUCCUCGCUGAUGUCGCCACACAGCCCGUGUAACUCCCCCGGCCGUGGCAAGAGGGCAAUGGAUGAGUGGAGCCGCUACGAGGCCUUGGCUCUGUCCUCACCGACGUCAUCGUCCUAUUCAAUGAGCGGGUUCAGGUACGGGCGCUCACGCACGCCGCCCUCUGCUGCCAGCAGCAAGUACAACGCACGCAGCCGGAUGCUCAGCAGCCCAAUGACAGUAAUCUGUGAGCGCGAGGGCGAGCUGGCUGAGAGCGAGUACGGAGACGCUGCAGAGAGUCUGUCCACACCCACUGCUCAGACUCUAUUCAAUAACUCCAAUGGCACUUUAUCUGAUGAGAGCAGGAGUUAAAAAAGCAAAGACCGCCCCUUAGAUACAAGGAGCUGAACUCACUCGUCAUAACCAGGUAGAGGGGGACGGAAGAGGAGCCAAUAGAAGGCCCUCUAGAGACACCUCCCUGAGCCCCACCCCCGCGGCGUUGCCUCUGAGGCAGUUAAAUGUCAAGUCCUGAUGUGAGGUCAGAGGUCGCCCCGUCAUGGACCAGGCUGAACUCAGUCUGAAGUGGAGAACUGUAUCUGCUGCACCUUUUCAUUACUCCCAUGAUUCUCACUCUGUCCUUCGUUUGGUGACUCACCCUUUGUGUUUAAGGAAUGGUGUUGCUUUUACGCCUGGUGUUCUUAGUUAUUUUUCCAUUUGUUUUGCAAUUUUUGUUUUUUACUUUUAUGUCAUUAACAUGCAGAAAUCUUUUAGUUUCUUUGAAGGACAAGGAUAAGAUAGUGAACUGAAGGAAGUGAGAAGUCACAGUUGUAACUUUGCUGCUGUGGUGCUACGUAGCUAGGCAGUUGGAAAGAGUGGAAUGAAGAGGUGUGCUGGACGCUCGCCUGGUGAAUCUUCUCAGCUUCUGCUUCUCUUCUGUUGGCUCUGGAAAGUGUUUGAGAGCACCACGGUUUUUGCAAGUGUUGGCUUCAAACAAGCCCACAAUAUUUUGAAAAGAACCCAAGGAGGUGGUACAACAGACAGCUCCACAGGACAACUUCAGCCACGGGUAUCGGCAGGUUUUAGCUUACUGCUCUUAGGUGAGAGGUUUAGUUUGCAGAGCUGGUAUGUUCAGUGGUCCAUAGGAAGUGCAGAGGGCUCAGUGCUGUCACCUAGUGACGGCCAAGAAGUAAACACCUGUAGAGUGUAAAAAAACCAAAACAGCAAAUUUACUCUAUAUAAAAUGUCCAUAAAACCUCUAUUAAUUGAAUUUUGCGUUGUAGAUUUUGCAUUGUGCAUAGAUCUUUUUCUUUGUUUGUGACUUAAAAACUAUGUUUUAAAGAUUGUUUUAAUAAACAAGUGAUGUCAUGACGUGUUUGGGAGUUAAGUAUGAAUCUUUAAAUGUAAAUACAGAAAUGAGAUUAGAAGAAAACCUUGUUUUACUGUCUGGGUCUUUUGGGAUCAUGUUGGGUACCAAAGAGCUGAAAUAUUAACUGCUGGUCGUUAAACUGGAAGUGAACACAAUCUGAGAGUGUGACUGCUUCUCUGACACCCUGCAUACAGUACAGUCGUCGCUAAACCUACUAGAAUAUUUUUAGGGCUUAAAUGAUUUCUAUUAUGCUGUUGACCUUGUUGCUAAGUUUACCCUUUUGCAGUUUUAUAUGAUAUUGUAUUUCAAAUACAUAGAGAAAGGAGUUUUAAGUAACAUUUUGACUUAUUUUCAAAGACUGUACAUUUUUAGAGCCCUGUGUUUGCUGGAAGGGAGUGGUUACCUAAUUGUAGAUUAUUUAUUUUCACAUAGCAGGGCUGUAAAAGGUGUCAUCAUCGGAGUCAACCAGCGCGGUGACGGAGGCACAGGGCUGGAGUUAGGAGGGCCACAUUUACCACGCUGAUCCCACCAGGCCAUUUCAUUCAUUUAAAGUGCUUUAAAGUUACAAAAAAAUGCAAUAAUGUCGUUAUUUAUGCUAAAGCCUUCCACUGCCCUUAAUCUUGAGUCAUGCUAAGCCCACGCUGGUGCUCACAGCUGAGUAAAUGUGGUCUCCUAAGAGUCAUAAACUGAGGUGACAGGCGUGAGACUUAAUAACCUCCUAACAGACAUAACACCCUGUGGUUUAAUCACCUGUGACCAAAGUGUGUCUCCAAGCUCCCGCAGUUGAGCACUUUGGGCCUCGGGGCUUCUGUCAUGACAGGAAAACGCCUCAAUCGCAGAGAGCUUGUGAAAAGACGGGAGGACAGAAGAAGUAGUGGGAGUGGAGCUGCUGACGCUCUUGUGUUUGUCCGUGUAAUAAAA